AUGCUAGCGACUGCUCCGGAUCUUUUGAUUCAGGGCGAUAUAAUUGAGCCCAGCUCCGACCUAAAUAGUGUAUCUGUGAAAGUUGCGAAAUCAACUAUUCCAGAUGAGGAAACUUUAAAGCCGGCUUCUGCGAGUGCUCCGGCAAACCCAGAGAAGCCAUCCCCUACCGUGAAAGCUGCUUCAGUGGCCAACGGUUAUUGGAAGACUUGGUCCGUCACAGCACAUGUUGCGUUCUUGGCGUGA
Arabis nemorensis is the source of this 243-nucleotide messenger RNA. NCBI's taxonomy places the organism in Eukaryota, Viridiplantae, Streptophyta, Magnoliopsida, Brassicales, Brassicaceae. The record is from the annotation of a GenBank genome assembly.